AUGAGUACACUUUGUAAAAGAAUUGAUUGUAUCACACAAUAUGUCGCAUCAACAAACGCAAUUUAAAGUGGUUAUGUUUAAACUCAUCCUCGAAAAUCUAGUUAUGAUUAAUACCUCAAUUUAUUCAGGUGUAAUCAAACUUUUCCAAAUAAAUGCUCUUUGAAUCAACUUAUCAUACCAAGCAUAGGCUUCUUUCGAUCAAAUCAUAUGGACAAUGAAAAACCUGAUUAUUGCUUUUUCAAUAAUUCACUAUCUAAAUAGGAUUAUCAAACCCUUGAUCUACAAGUGAAACUAACAAAUAACACUCCAGAUUAUCAAGCCUAUGUAUGGUAUUCAAAUGAUCAGAACAGCCCGUGGUCUAACAUUGUUGGUACAUUUUAAAUUAAUCAAACAAAUGACUAUCUUUAAGAUGGCUUCAGACUAGCAAAUUAGAUGAUGAUGUAUGUAGUAGUAUUUAAAAAUACAACAAUAAUUUCUUCAAAAUCUUAUGCAACUCUUUAAUUAUCACUUUUUGACUCUUGGAAUGGGACAGAGAGUAGUUAUGAUUAAGAAGCACCUGUUGUAGUUAUAAUUAUAGCAGUAGUAGUGGGAGGAUUAAUAACAGGAUUUUGUGUUGGAGCUAUCGUUUGGAUGGUAAUGAAAGUAAUAAAAAAGAGAAAAGAGGAGUAACUUGUUGAACAAAAAGAUUAGGAUUAGGAUGUAGAUGAUGAUGAUGAUGGACCAUACUAAAGGAACAAGUAGCUUAAAAAGAAACUUACCAAUACUAGAUAGCAAUCAUAGAUUAACCGUAAUGGGGAUAACUUUUAAAUUAAUGUUCCAGAUUUAGUAGAAAAUGACAUAGAAAAAUUAGAUAAUGGAAUAGAUGGUUUAGUGGAGAAUAAAGAUGUGGUAAAAGUCCUUCCUGGCAAAGUUGUUAUAAUAAAAUAAAAAACACAGCAAAAAGGGGUGAGAUUUGGAGAUGUAUAAGACCCAAAGAGCAGGCUAAGGAAUCCCCAAGGCCGGCAGUUGAAAAAGCUAUAUGAUGACAAUGUUGAAGAAAUAUAGAUUUAAAAAAAUAAUACAAGGCCUGGCACUGCUUCUAGUAAAAUUUAGAGAACAUCUACUCAUUCUUCAGUAUCAUUAAAUGAGUAGCAAAAGAAUAUGUCUACAGGUAAAUCUUCAUAGAAAAGUAUUGACAUUGGUGGAUCUUCUAACAAUGCCUAAAGCUAAAAUGAUAUCGGAGGAGCUUUUAAGGGUAGUUUCCAAUACUAAUUUAAAAAUAAGAGGCCUUCAAAUCAUUUCUAGGAAGAAAUUCUAAAGGAAGAUGAUUUUGUUGAAGAUAAAGCUGAUGGCCAAUCUGAUUUCCAAUAGGUUGACAUUAAUCAAAACAAUUUCAUAGUCGGUAGUUUUAGUGAAAGUGCUUUUGACUAAAAUCAAAGAGUAAAUAUGGUCAACAGUGAUGUGCAAAUUUUCAAAAAGAAUCAACAAUUGGGUUACAUCGAAGAAAAUGAUGAAGAAGGCUUAUAAGAUAAUUCUCCCAAUUAAAACAAUAUUUAUCUGAAUGAAGAUAUUGACUAAAGCACUAAGAAACGACUGAUAGCUCCUUCUGUGAAUAAACUUGUGGCUGAUGAAAAUGAAGAAACGAGUUAAAACUAUAACAGUGAUAGGAAAUAUAUUUAAGGAUAGAAUCGAAAUUCUAAACGCUAAAAAACUAUAUAGGAAGUAGAUGACGAAGAAGAGGAAGAAAAUAAUAAGCAGCACGUCCCUACAGGAGCUCAAGAGGAUGAUAAGGAGCUUCAAAAUGUAUUUUACUAAAAACGAAUUCUCGGGUUAGAUAAAAAUGAUGAGGAGGAGUAGGUUUCGCAGGAUUACGGAUAUGAGUCUAUCCAAGAAAUUGAAUAUAAAUGA
Messenger RNA from Stylonychia lemnae, 1887 nucleotides. Lineage: Eukaryota; Ciliophora; Spirotrichea; Sporadotrichida; Oxytrichidae. The record is from the annotation of a GenBank genome assembly.